Messenger RNA from Bubalus bubalis (water buffalo), 7875 nucleotides. It is a transcript of the gene CCR8, whose product is annotated as C-C motif chemokine receptor 8. Gene Ontology annotation, biological process: chemotaxis; positive regulation of cytosolic calcium ion concentration; immune response. Lineage: Eukaryota; Metazoa; Chordata; Mammalia; Artiodactyla; Bovidae. Gene Ontology annotation, cellular component: membrane. The record is from RefSeq and is a predicted model, not a curated record. The transcript is spliced from 17 exons. Bases 5947 to 7005 code for a protein of 352 amino acids. Gene Ontology annotation, molecular function: C-C chemokine receptor activity.
GGGAGAGUGGAAAAUGGGCUGGUCAUGAUUGAUUUAGACCACUUGUAAUUAAUUGCCUGAGACUGGAGACCUUGGUGCAUGGAUCAAAAUCAGGAAUCUGUUAUUAGGAAAGAAGGGAUGGAAUACAUUUCUGGAUGAACAAUGAACAAAGCUUGCCACAAGUGGUUUGUAUUCAACAAUAAAGCCCAUUGUCUGCUAGCACUCACUCCGGACAGCCAUUGCUCUUUCACACUAUGUGCCAUUGAUUUUAUGUGACAUCCAAAAACGUUGUUUGAUAAAGUAAUUUUGCCAGGAGCUUGCUCUGCUUUUCCUCAGUAGCCUACGACUCAGUUUACAAGUCAUGGUUUGAACUGUGUUAGUUUCCACUGUAAAGUAGACAACUUGAAUGAUGCCUCUCUGGGUUUGACCUUUUCUCUGUCUUUAGUGACAAAAUGUAUCCUUACUACACUGGACAUUUUACCCAUAUUAGCGAAAGACUUGAUUGGUUUUCUAUCUAGCUUACAGGAUCUGAUGUGAAGAGGAUGCGAAAAGUUUCAGUGGGCUUCCUGCCACUAUUUGACAAAGUUUCAUAAGAGAUGAUCCCUCUGGGGCUAAAGGAGAUGAUUACCAACUAACAAAAUUCCAUUUUCAGGGCCAACAGGGAUGCCAUCCGAUGGAACUGGAGCACAAUGUCCAGGCCCAGCUCCUGCAAGAGGAAAUUCAUUUCUGUACCAUCUACGGAGAUCUGCAGUGAACCAGGGCCCUAGAUUCAUUCAGGAGCGGAGUGGGCGGGAUCUUAAUGAAUCCAGUGAAUCUCUGCCCUCCCACGUGGAGUUGAUAGAUAUGACGUGAGAUAAUUUACUUACUGGAAAACACAAGUAUACAAAGGGCCACAAUAGUAACAUCUGUGAUGGUUUAAAAACACGGCUGCAGAUUCUUUCACACUUAUCAAAAGAAGGAAUGUAAUACCUCUCGCCUCUAAUAUGGGCCGGUUUUAAUGACCUGUCGAGCAAAUUGUCGAAGAAGGGAUACUGUACGAUUUCCAAGAUACUGGAGAUACAAAAAUAAGCAAAGAAGGAGUGGUUGGCAUGGAGAUGAUAUUCCAGUGGAGGAAGACUUGGCUGUGGAGAUGGCACUUUCCAAAGACGAUCACAUAGAACGUUACCUCUUCCUCAUCAAAAGAGAUAAAAAGACGCAGGACAGAGAACAACAGUUGUCCUGGAGGAACAUUGUGACAAGACCUACCUGGCCAGCUGUAAGAACAAAGGAUUAUCACAUGCCUUCCAGGGUCUGGCCAGCACCAAGAAGUCUGCAAUAACCAGCCACACUCCAUCUGCUUUUAGUAUAAAAGGACUCUUGAGUUCUCACUCAGAUUACCAAACCCAAAGUGAAGUGGAGAACCAUCACUCCUUCCUAAAGGGCUCUCCUCCUGGCCUUGAGAGAACAGCAGGCCUCACAGAACCCCAGAAAGCAGGUUCAUGAGGCAUGCUUAUCUCCACUUUCCAACCAGGGAAGCAGAGGUGCAGAGAUCGUAACAGGAAAGUGAAAAGUGAAAGUGAAGUCGCUCAGUCAUGUCCGACUCUUCGCGACCCCAUGGACUACAGCCCACCAGGCUCCUCCGUCCAUGGGAUUUUCCAGGCAAGAGUACUGGAGUGGGGUGCCAUUGCCUUCUCCCCCAUUUUACAGAGGAGGAUGCAAAGGCCCAAAAAAGGGCACAGCUCAGGACCCAGAGCUGCAGUCUGACUUUGGACUCCGAGCGCUUGCUUAGUGCCCUGCACCGACUCGUGGCUCUCUUUGGGCCGCAGGUCUGGUGAAAGAUGAGCAGGAACGGGAUUCUCUCUUCUCUGACGCCCUGUGCAGUGUUCUUUCUACUGCACGACACUGGCUCUGAUGUCAGCAUCUGCAGGUGAUAAUACACUUGGAAACUUAAGAAAAGACGAAUCACAUUCAGUUCUUUGGGGAGAAAAAAAUGUCGGCAAGAUUAAUGAGAGAGAUUCAAGGUCCUGGGGAUAGGUGUUUGAUGGGUGCAUUGCCAAAGGUGAGGGUCAAGGCUGCACUCCAGGCCAAGCUCACAACUUACCCUGACUGCAUGUCCUGAGGAUUCUUCUAAAGCUUCUCUGGCAGGUGGCAGAAGCCUGUGCCGGUGGGUCAGUCUCUCCUGGAAGUCGUGGUUUCAAAAUUGCAGUGUCUGGAGCUGCACUGUCCAGGGCAGUGGUCAUGGGCCACAUGUGGCUAUGGACCACUGGAGAUGUGGCUCAUCCUAAUUGCACUGGGAUGAAAUUAUGUAGGUGGCUAUUGCUGUUGGACACUACUGGAAGGCACUGAUCUAAAGCUUUUGGUCCCUCUCAACAUACAGUGGAAGCCAGACACCCCUCGGAGCUGUCCCACAGUGCGGCCCGCUCGUCCGACUCUCUGCGAGGUUUUGGAGUCGGCCAGUGGUGGAGUGGGAGGGAGGGAGAGGUGACCUCACAGCUUUGUCUCUCUGCCGAAUGGGCACACGGAAGAGUUUUUGCAGCCUGGUGACAGGGAAACAGAAAAGUGGCCCAUUUUCUAUGUGAACCACACUUCUUACUUUGGCCAGGGUCCCUUGGUUUAAACUCCUGCUACGCUACACUUCAGCAGCCAUGAAUUCACUUCAGUUCCUCAGGCUCCAAGCUUUUUCUGGUCUUGGCCCUUUCCUUCCAUUCCUCCCCGCCUCCUCUCUCCCCACCCCUUGCUCCCCUCCUCUCCUUCCUUGGCUACCUCUUUAGAUGGCAAGUGGGUCCCACAAAGAGGUCUCCCCAGCCCUCUCAGCUGUUCUAGAUGCCCCGCCCUGUCAAUUCAGUCCUUGAUUUUGUCUUCAGAGGACUGGUCCCACUUUACCAGCACCCUGUAGAAUGUGGAGCGUGUUUGAUGUCUGUCUCCUCAUUAAACAGAGGCAUCAUGAGGGCGGGGACUGUGCUUAUCUGCUGCUGUGUCCUGGUGCCAACAUGGUCCCCUUGUAAUAGGCAAGAACAAAUCUGACUCCAUAUCAGAUCUGUUUGGCCUAACCUUUGUAUUCUCUUGCUUUUGCUUCCAGUUAAGAAUGCUGCCUAUAGCCUGAAAUACGCAAGAGAGCCAUUAUCAAGGUUCUGACCUUAAAGACAUAACACUUUGCCAUUCCUAUAGAGGUAAAAAGUUGCAGAACAGAGAGGAACAUUUGUCUGGUUGGAGGUUUACAGGAACCUUGUGUCCUGACCUGUGCGGACAGCUGCACCGUUACUUCCUGCGGCAGCCGCCGCCAGAGGGCGCCACAGUCACGAGGCCCGCUUGGAAGGGCCGCCACCGCCCACAGCCACCAGAUGAUGGAAGAGUAUCAGCGGAAGCAGUUCUGCCCGGAAAGGUCCAGAGACCUGGCAGGGCCAAGCGGAGUCAGCAGUCACCCAGCAGAUGUCACCGUCCCUCCUCUCCAGGCCGAGCCCCAGGGGCUGCACCCUGUUCUGAGUCCCCACUCGCCUCCCCCUCUUCUCAGGGAGAAGGAGCCAGUGGGGAGAGUGGAGACGGGUGUGGAGACAGACACACAGACAGACAGGCUGGCAGAAAGUAAGUGUGCCGGGCGGGAGCGAGAAGGAGAGAAAGCCUGGCAUCAGGGGAAAACGCUUGGCUUGAAAGGCUGAAAAGGAUGGUCUGAGGGAGCAUGCAGGAGAACAGGUAAUGUAUUCACUGAGCAGCCCCCUGCCCCCCACGCUCAGAAGCCUUUUGCAGGCAGACCUGAGCCAUGCGCCUCUUUUACCCUGAUGGAUGCACACCUCAAGGCCUGCUUAGCUAGGCUUCUGCCUCAACCCAAAACACACGGAAACGACCGUGACAUUGACUCACCACGUUUACCCAAAACAAGGAAAAUGGUAAAGCACAAGAGUGAGCAAGGAAUCUGCUGAAGACAUGGGCGGGGCAGGGGGGGAGGGGAGCGGAGAUCGGAUGAGAGAGGAGAGACACAGAGGUUGAAAGGUGAGGAGGAGAAGGAUGAGGUCAUGAGGCCCGCCAGGCCACUCUCCAGGGCCCUGGGGAAUAUCCAGAGGUCACCCACAUUCAGGGCAAGGGGCGAAGCCUCUGGACAAGGGGGCCAGGUCUCAAUCCUGUAACUGAAUGGAUUUUCCCCUGGAGGCCACCAUGGAAAAGCUGCCUAGUUCACUUCAAGGGUUCCUCGAAUUCAGCUGUGCACCUGGGUCACCCAUUGCCAGGGUGGUCUUUGGAGACUCCACACUGUGGGUGACCAGGGCUCAGAAGGGUUUCUGCUCAGGUAACACCUGGGCUGGGGGAACAGUCAGGCAGACCUUCAGAAAGGUGGGCAGCCGGCACACACAGCGUUCGUGAAACUGCCCAUUCUUCUCUGCGGCUAUCGGCAGCUGCUUUUCCACUGACCCUUCAUUUGCCAGGUGACUGAUUCUGAACAACACGUCUGGGGUUGCACGGGCUGAUGCUAUGUCUCAAGGAUGAUGUCAUCUGGGACCUCGCUGUGACCAAAGGGCACCCACUGCGUGCUCCCUGCUCAGUGAGUCAGAGCCAUACUCACUCAUUUCUGGUGAAACCUGUGUCCUUUCAAGGCCCGUCGCUUGGCAGCUGUUUUACAGCGAGACAGUGGAAGGUGGAAGUCAGAGGGACCCACGCUGCAGCCACGCUGCCAGAUUCCAAAUCCUGUCUGGAUUAGCCAGGAAAACAGCUUGUGCAGGAGGGACCAGAAAAUGGACAGUGUCACCAGAGUGGGGAUUGUUCAAGGAAUGAGUGACUGGAGACAGCGGCGAAGCUGUUACUGUAGUUCUAGUGGGAGAUGCUGUGGAGUCAGAUGUAUUUUGAAGGUUGAAACAAGACGUGCUAGUGGACUGGAUGUACAGGGUGCUGAUAGUUUCUGCUAAUCCCUAAGCGGAGCCACCCAGAGAACCUGCGCUUGCAUUUGUGAUGGACAGCCUGGAGCCGGAGACUUGGGAGUCAGCUCUGCCAGUAACUCCACUGUGACUUUGGCAAGCCACUUAAACACCUUCCAUCCAGUAACUCACUCUGCUGCCCGCUCAAGAAUGAGCAGCUUCUGAGAGCAGCAUGCCAGUGUGGGAAGUGGAACCCAGGGCCUGGCAGGUGAUCUGUGUGCAUAUUAAAGAGUGGAAGUGCUGGACUAAAGGAUAGUGACUCUCCCAGCAUUCCAGGACAGCAUGAUGGCUCACCUGGGAUGAAAACCCAGGCUCCAAGAGGUAGAGGCACUGAGCCUUGUAACAAGGGGGAGAAAAUCAAACCAUCAAGCAUCUUCUCAGGGCAACCCCUGGAUUUGUCUGGAAGAGCUUCAUACAUCACUUUGGUUGCCCUACUUGAGUGAUGGGAGAGCAAAGGAAACAAAGUGCUGUGCAAAAGAAGGAAUUUGUGUUGAUCCUAGGAACAAAGACAAAGGUGGGCAGAGAAAUUAGGAGGAGAAAAGAGGAGGAGUGUGCCAGAGCCUUGGAGGAAGAGCAACCUCAGUAAACUUGGAUACAUGGCAAGGGCAGACACAGGUCUACAGGGGCCCAGACCAGCUCUCUGUGAUGGCCCUGGAACUGCAGCAAGAGGCGGUCCUUUGGUCCAGGCUGUGUGGUCCUCUCCCCAGUGCCUCACCUGACUCCCUCAUCUUCAUAGUACCUCAUACACCAUUCAGCUCAUUGGAAAACUUCAGUCCACCAGGGAGCAGCAGUAGACCCACCCCUAUUUUGCCACCAACCACAGAUAGAUAAGAUAGCUGCAGAGAAGCUGUUCUCCACUGAGCUGCAGACACACACCAGUGCAGCCUCUGAGACAAAGAAAUUAGCAACACUGAAAACCUCCAGAAGGAAGGCUCUAAUUAAGUGAAGUACAGAAAAGAACAAGGAUUUGGAGAAGACAGAUGCGGUUUUUGAGUCCUGGCUCUGUUGCCUCACCCUUUGUGUAACUUCAGGUACUGGACGAAAGCUGAGAUUCAGGUGCCUCUGUGGCUGGCUUCCUCCUGCCUUGAUGGAUUACACACCUGAGCCCAAUUUGACAACAGCAACUGACUUCUACUAUCCUGACAUCUACUCGAGCCCCUGCGAUGGGGAGGGGAGAGAGAGCAAGCUGCUUCUUGCCAUCUUCUACUGCAUCCUGUUUGUAUUUGGUCUUCUGGGCAACAGCCUGGUCAUCCUAGUCCUUGUCGCCUGCAAGAAACUGAGGAGUGUCACGGACGUAUACCUCUUGAACCUGGCCCUGUCUGACCUGCUUUUUGUCUUCUCCUUCCCCUUUCAGACCCACUAUCAACUGGACCAGUGGGUAUUCGGGACCAUAAUGUGCAAGGUGGUCUCUGGCUUUUAUUACAUCGGCUUCUUCAGCAGCAUGUUCUUUAUAACCCUCAUGAGUAUGGACAGGUACCUGGCGGUUGUCCAUGCCGUAUAUGCCUUGAAAGUAAGGACAAUCAGCAUGGGCACAGCCCUGAGUCUGGUGGUGUGGCUGACUGCCCUGGUGGCCACCAGCCCGUUACUAGUGUUUUACCAAGUGGCCUCCGAAAAUGGCGUCCUGCAGUGUUACUCCUAUUACAAUCAGCAGACGCUGAAGUGGAAGAUCUUCAUCCACUUUGAAGUGAACAUCUUAGGCCUGCUGAUCCCAUUCAGCAUCCUGAUGUUCUGCUAUAUCCGCAUCCUGCACCAGCUGAAGAACUGCCAGAACCACAACAAGACCAAGGCCAUUAAGCUCGUGCUCAUCGUGGUGGUUGCCUCCCUACUUUUCUGGGUCCCUUUCAACACGGUCCUCUUCCUCACUUCCCUGCAUGACAUGCACGUCCUGGAUGGAUGUGUCAUGAGCCAGCAGCUGACCCACGCCACGCAUGUCACAGAAACCAUUUCCUUCACCCACUGCUGCGUGAACCCUAUUAUCUAUGCGUUCAUGGGUGAGAAAUUCAAGAAACACCUAUCAGAACUAUUUCGGAAGAGUUGCAGCCACACCUUCAUCUACAUAGGGAGACAGGUCUCUAGGGAGGUCUUGGAAAAAUCAUCCUCAAAUCAGCACUCCACUCGCUCCUCCACCAUAGACUACAUUCUGUGAGUCUGUGCAGGGCAGAGCAUCCCUCGGCCUCCAUCACCCACCUUCUUGAAACAGAAAUGAUUCACACUGGAGUUGGAGGCUACAUUGAAGGGAGACUCUUACAAAGCUGGCUACAGACACAAGACUUCUUUCAUGAUAUUCAGUGAAUUACUACUAUUGCAAGUCAACCCUCUCAACUUUCAAAGAAUCUGCCACUAUUUUCUAAAAAUAGUCCAUAUGUUUCAUUGUGUUAGCUAUAGGGAUUUUCCUCCCCUAGGUUUUGGAGUAUCUUUAUCAAAUACCAGCUUAAAUUUUAUCAAAUGCUUUCUCCUUAUCUAUUGAGGUGAUCAUGUAGUUUUUCUCCAUUAUUCUGUUAAUUUCGUGAACUAUGUUGAUAGGUUUUCUUAUUUUAAAUCAACUCAUGUUUUCCCUAGAAAAAAUGACCUCAUGUUUAUGAUCAUUUUAACAAUAAACAAUUGGAUUCUCUUGGGAUUUUUGUAUCUGUGUUCAUGAGAGAUACUGACUCGCAACACUUGUGACGUGGGAAGUGCCUCAGAUCUUGAACCAUGCUGGCCUUGCUCAGGACAUUGCAAGGGACACCUUGGAUUUCCUGUCCUGGAUCCUGCUCCUCACUUACAAGCUGGCCUGAGGUAGCAUCUCUGCAUGUCAAGGCAGACACGUGUAAGAUAAGGUUGAAGAUGGUGAUGAUGGUGCUUUCUGUCUUGCCUGCUCCAUAGACCUACCCGAUGUCCCACCUACAGCCUACAAAUAUCUUCGUACACAUAAAAGUUUGUUAUUACUAUAAUAAAAAUACACAGCAUAUAACAUUUUACUAGCUGUGCAGUUUUGGGCGAGGUACUUUAACUGUUCUGUGCGUCAGUGUCUUUGUUU